AUGGGAGCUCGGGGCUUAUGGAAUGUCCAUGUCGAUGGGAAGUGGUACCGCUUGUAUUACAAACCAACGGGGCGUAUAACUUCUCCAGACACACCUCUUACUCUGCAAACCAUUAGAAAGAUAGUCUCGGAGACUGCCAUCGAGGACUGGGAAUCAAUACCAUUUCCCUCACCACUCCAUAUUAACAUAGAUUAUGUAUACAACAUCGAUAAGGACCUAGGACUCGUGACGGUAACUCAAUGGACGGCCAUCAGCGGUGCACUUUACCGGUGGAUACGACAGGCAAAGCUUGCUGCAAUUGAAGAUUCCUCAAUCAGCACGCUAGAUGGUAUUCUUGUCGAUAACGAAGAUAUCUCUAAGCAGCAUCGCACACAGUAUACCGAAGCGGGACUAACAAUAUCACCAACGCUCAAGAUAAACAUCGCAAAGCCCACGUCUUUGACCGAGCUCCAACUUCGUCUGUUUACAGACUUCGUUUUCCUGUGGCGGUUCUAUCUUGAUGACCUACCGGCCUGGUCACAUGACGCGCUUCUUCGAAAGACCCUUGCUUUUGGCCUUCUGCGUAUUGCUGUGUGGGAUUUCGAAAUAAUAUCCGACACAGACACCGAAGGGAUCCUAGACGAGAUUAUAGAAGAGAUCCCAAUUGGACAAUACUCUGUCCCAAGGUGGUCGGCUCCAUCUGAGAACACCUUUUGGUUUCAUGGGUUUUUAGUCACUGUAUACAGUGCUUCAGACAUGCUGGAGAGGGCAGUCCAAGAUACUCAGCGAUAUCUGGAUAAGGAUCAGCGUAGAAGGCCUGUUAUCCAUGUGAUUUUAAUCUCUUUGGGUUAUGUUACUUUCGUCGAAAUGACUGGUACAGGGGUACAGUACUCGCCGACUAUACCUCUCGUCAUCAACACUUCGGCCACACAACCCUCACCUGGAUUUCGAGCUCUAACUUCUGUUCUAUCUUCACACUCUUGGAGAAUAAUUCACAAGGACAGAUGGGGGAUCCAUAUACCUAUAGAGAUUCUUGAUAGAAUACUCAAGGUCUUGGCACCUAAGGAUGUGAUUGCAUUUGCGCGAGCAUCCUCCGCAGUGGAUAGUUGGUAUUAUUCAUCUCUCCAUCAACUAGACAGGGUUCUUGUGCGGAGUUUCGAUCUCUCAAUCCCAUGCUGUGGAGAACGACAUAGAAUCAACGGAGGCGGCGUUUCCUGCUCAACCUGUUAUACAUGGUACCACAGGGAGUGUGCUGGUCUCAGCUCUGAAUCACAAGACGAUGGAUAUGUAUGUGCGGAGUGCCAACAAAACGGAACAAGGAACAUUCUGGAGGCCGGGGGUAUCUACAGAGCAUGCCGGAAGAUAGGACCGAAGCCCAGCUGCAAGGUGACUGUCGAUGGGGAGGCGAAAGUGCUUAACUUGCGCACGGCGAAGCCAGCGGCCCGUCGGCCGGAAAUGUUCCUCUAUAGAGGCCUGUCAGUUCCUCCCAACGAUCUCAAUCACACCAUCCGGUUCAAUCGCGUUUUCUCCGGUCUAGCAUACGGCCUUGACGAGGUAUGA
Aspergillus japonicus CBS 114.51 is the source of this 1539-nucleotide messenger RNA. Its product is annotated as PHD finger domain-containing protein. The transcript is spliced from 2 exons. Bases 1 to 1539 code for a protein of 512 amino acids. NCBI's taxonomy places the organism in Eukaryota, Fungi, Ascomycota, Eurotiomycetes, Eurotiales, Aspergillaceae. The record is from RefSeq and is a predicted model, not a curated record.